Messenger RNA from Cutaneotrichosporon cavernicola, 1038 nucleotides. RefSeq lists its product as uncharacterized. NCBI's taxonomy places the organism in Eukaryota, Fungi, Basidiomycota, Tremellomycetes, Trichosporonales, Trichosporonaceae. Bases 1 to 1038 code for a protein of 345 amino acids. The transcript has a single exon. The record is from RefSeq and is a predicted model, not a curated record.
AUGCCGCCGAAUGAUGCAGCGCUUUCUCGGUCCGUCCGCUCUCCUCUUAUCCCCCGCCGCGCCACCGUUCCCAACGCCAAGCCAGUCGCCUGCAUCUGUGGAGCCAGCCCGGCCCCUGGUUCUGAGAACCGUUUCUCGGACUCGACAGUCUCGACAGUCUCAACAGUACCUUUAGGCGAGUCGCGCAAACCCCCUCGUCCAUCACACUAUUCGGAGCAAGGCUACGACGCCGACACAUCUGACCGCGAAUCGGUUGCCCGCAGCUUCGAAGCGCACACCUGGCGCACGGCCGCUUUCGAGGCCCAAGUCCGCGCCGAGGCAGCCGAGGAACGGGCCGAGGCCCUCGUUGCGGCGCUGGAGGACGCAUAUUCAGAGCGGGACGCCGCUGAGGCCGCUGGACGAAAGGGUCUCGCCUCCCUCGCGAGUGUGGUACGCGAAAAGAUAGUCGUCGAAGAGCUGUUGAAGGCUGAACAGGCUCGGACAGCGGGGGCUGUCGAAGCGGCGAAACACAUCGCAAAGGCGGGUGACAAGGCUGUCGUGAUCCUCCGUGAAGAGGUAGAAACCGCGGUGGGCAAGUAUGAGGCUGAGCACGCUGCCCUGAAGGCCGAGAACGAACAGAUGGCCACGCUGUUACAACGGUUGAUGGUGUUGGCAGAGAAACCCGACGAGCGGCAACAUGACGACCGCACGAUCUCGCGUACCUUCUCGCUCCGCCGGCGCAAGAAGCCCCUCGAGGCACUUGUUGACGAGGGUGCCCUCCCCCCGUCUAUCAGGGAACAGCUCCUCCUCCGCGAAAAGGAGCGGCUUGAAGCCGAGCUGGAGGCUGUUCAGAAACAGCGCUCGGCGGCGAUGGCGCGAGCCCGCGGCGCCGAGGAGAGCGAAGGACUGCGCGCCCUCGACGCCGCUGGCGAGGUUGCCCGAGGCGUGCGUGAGCGGGCGGAGGUUUGUGGUGAUUGCCUCCCAAAGGUGUUGAAGGCGGUGGCCCGGGCCGAGGACGACGUGAGACGCAAGUAUGAGCGCGCCGUUGUGCGGAACUAG